Messenger RNA from Huiozyma naganishii CBS 8797, 1797 nucleotides. RefSeq names its product sphinganine kinase LCB4 (gene LCB4). Lineage: Eukaryota; Fungi; Ascomycota; Saccharomycetes; Saccharomycetales; Saccharomycetaceae. The record is from RefSeq and is a predicted model, not a curated record. Gene Ontology annotation, cellular component: membrane; cytoplasm; intracellular membrane-bounded organelle. The transcript has a single exon. Bases 1 to 1797 code for a protein of 598 amino acids. Gene Ontology annotation, biological process: sphingosine biosynthetic process.
AUGAGUAGGUUCAGACUUAAACCACUGCCACGGGCUAUUCUUACGGACGAUGGUGUUUUGAUCAAAUCGCAGAAUGCCAACCCUCUGUCCUUCCAUUCGAAUGCGCUGCGUGACCCGGAUGCGGGUCCGGAUGACAAGGGGUGCGAUGAUGGUACUCACGAACGUGGGGCAGGCGAGUCAAUGUUCUGUUUGACUUGUCUUAGCGAUUCGACCAACUUCGAUUCAAAUGGCCGCGGUAUCUUACCAAUGAAUACCGUGAUUCCUUACGGGAGGAUAAUAAAUGCGCACAAUGUGCGUUCCUUGGGGGCAACUCAAACCACAAAGAAAUCGAAACAGGAUACUACUAUAAGUACUGCGCUUUUAGCGAAUGAUGAUGACGGUUUGUCAAUGGACUUAGAGAACGACGCCAUGGACUAUGUGAUCGACCUCGUGUUUGUGCUACCUUUGGAAAAAAAUGUUGUGCCACGGACUGUCAGGCUCAAUAUAGACUACGUCCCCCUAUCGCCUGCUUCGUCGGACCUUGCGGAGGUAAUCCUGAAGAGAAGCUAUAAGAACGCUCGAAGGAAUAAGAAAAUGCUGGUCAUUAUAAACCCAUUCGGUGGUAAAGGCCAGGCCAAGAACCUGUUCUUUCAAAGGGCUGCGCCAAUAUUAGACGCAAGUGGGUCGGAUUACGACAUCGCGUACACGGAAAGAUCAAGACAUGCCGUAGAGAUUGCAGAGUCCCUGGAUAUCGACAAAUACGACACGAUCGUCUGCGCGUCAGGCGAUGGGAUCCCCUACGAGGUGCUAAACGGACUAUACCGCCGAAUAGACCGUGUAGCGGCCUUCAAUAAAAUUGUCGUGACUCAGCUGCCCUGCGGGUCCGGCAACGCAAUGAGCAUCUCCUGCCACUGGACGAUGAAUACGUCGUAUGCGGCAUUGUGCUUGCUGAAAUCACAGGAGUCCCGCAUAGACGUCAUGUGCUGUCAACAACCAUCAUACAGCGACCAACCCCGCUUGUCGUUUCUGUCGCAAACAUACGGUAUAAUAGCGGAAUCGGACAUAAACACAGAGUUUAUCAGAUGGAUGGGCCCAAUCAGAUUCAACAUCGGUGUCGCAUUCAACCUUUUACAGGGGAAAACUUACGCAUGCGACGUGUACGUGAAGUAUGCAGCGAAAACAAAACAUGACAUGAAAGUACAUUACCUGCUUCAUAAAAAAACAGCAGAACUUAUAUUCGAUUCCCCACCCGCGUCGUCGUCCUCCGCAUCACUUUCCCAGAGCAACCCACUUAACGAACAUUUGCAGAGUGCCUCAUCAUCAUCAUUAUCCACACCCCCAACACCCGCACAGGAAAGUGUAAUCUCGUCAGAAGACUUCAAUUUGAAGUAUUCAUUAUCGGAUCCUAUCCCUGAAGAAUGGGAACGUCUCAGUUCUGACAUAACAGACAAUUUGUCAAUAUUCUACACAGGUAAAAUGCCGUACAUUGCGGACAAGACGAAAUUUUUCCCCGCGGCACUACCUGCAGAUGGCGCUAUUGAUCUUGUCAUAAUGAACUCAACUACAUCAGUAAGACGAAUGACACCUAUCUUACUGUCCCUAGAUGAUGGGACACACGUCAUGCAACCGGAAGUGCUACAUUCAAAAGUGUCUGCGUUUAGACUGGUACCCCAUAUCGAAGAAGGAUUGAUAUCUGUUGACGGAGAGAAAUUCCCAUUGGAACCAAUGCAGGUGGAGGUUCUUCCUUCCCUCGUCAAAACGUUACUGAGAAACGGAUCAUACAUUGACACUGAGUUUGACACUUUACUCAGCACAUGA